AUCGAAUCACUGCAUUGAAUAUAGUCACGUAAUAUUAUUUAUCCUUCACGUUGACACACGUCUUAUACGUUCUUGUACCUCUUUUGUAUAUUUUCGUGGUUUAAAAGCCAUUCAUCUGACGUGUAGUCUCUAUUUUUUUAUUCUUUACUGUUAAAUUAUUUUAUUUUAUUAAUUGUAAAAUAUAAAAAAUGGCUGAAAAUACUAGUCCCAUUAAAUAUUUUUUAUGUGGAGGAGUUGGAGGUAUUUUUACAGUAGUGACAGGCCAUCCACUUGAUACAAUUAAGGUUCGUCUUCAAGCAGUAUCAAUUGGUCCAAAUGGAUUACCAACAUACAGUGGAACUUGGGACUGUACAAAAAAGACUUUUAUCAAUGAAGGCUUUCGUGGCUUUUACAAAGGCAUGGGAGCACCUCUUUGCGGUGUAGCUCCAAUUUUUGCUAUGAGUUUUUUAGGUUUUGGAAUUGGUAAAAAGUUGCAACAAAAAACAGGCAAUGAAAAGUUAUCAGCAAUAAAACUAUUUAACGCAGGAGCAUUCAGUGGUGUUUGGACAACAAUUAUAACAGCUCCUGGUGAACGAAUUAAAUGUUUGUUACAAAUUCAACAUGGACGAGAAACUACUAAAUACAAUGGUCCAAUUGACUGUUUCAAACAAUUAUAUAAAACCGGAGGAAUACGGAGUAUUUAUAAAGGAACAGCAGCUACACUUUUAAGAGAUGUACAUGGUAGUGGAGUUUACUUUAUGACUUACGAAUUAUUAAAAGACUGGUUGGCUACAUCAGACCAAAAAUUAAGCAUAUUAGCAUCCAUUUUUGCGGGUGGAUCUGCAGGCAUUGCCUACUGGGCUGUUGGAAUGCCUGCAGAUGUAAUUAAAAGCCGAUUACAAACUGCACCCGAAGGAACAUAUAAAAAUAUUGGGGAUGUUUUUAAACAAUUGGUACGUGAAGAAGGACCUCGUGGCCUUUAUAAAGGAGUUAUUCCUGUGAUGUUACGAGCAUUUCCAGCAAAUGCCGCUUGUUUUGUUGGAUUUGAACUUGCCUUGAAAGUACUUAAUUGGGCAGUUCCAAAUUUAUAACAUUUUUAAAAAAUAUUUUAUAAAAUAUUUAUCUCUUCAUUUUAAUCUAUAAUCUAUUGUAUAUAUUGCACAGUGAUUAUAUUUUUUAGAAAUAUGUUUUAC
Messenger RNA from Chelonus insularis, 1172 nucleotides. RefSeq names its product congested-like trachea protein (gene colt). The transcript is spliced from 5 exons. Gene Ontology annotation, molecular function: O-acyl-L-carnitine transmembrane transporter activity. Gene Ontology annotation, cellular component: mitochondrial envelope. Lineage: Eukaryota; Metazoa; Arthropoda; Insecta; Hymenoptera; Braconidae. The coding region runs from base 189 to 1070 and encodes 293 amino acids. The record is from RefSeq and is a predicted model, not a curated record. Gene Ontology annotation, biological process: carnitine transmembrane transport; mitochondrial transport.